Molecule: messenger RNA, 2307 nt
Organism: Closterium sp. Naga37s-1
Lineage: Eukaryota; Viridiplantae; Streptophyta; Zygnematophyceae; Desmidiales; Closteriaceae
Source: the annotation of a GenBank genome assembly
AUGCGCGGCGUGGCUCUUCCCGCGUGGCUCAAGCGGCGCGUGACCUUCUACCGGCUGCACAUGCUGUGCUUCGUUAUAGUCAUCCUCGCUUUCACGCUCGUCUUCUGCGUGGCGCCGAGCGGGCCAGCAGGGAAAAUCAGCUUCAUAGACGCUCUCUUCAAUGUGACGUCGUGUGUGUGCCUGGCGGGACUCAUCACCGUGGAUGUGGGGGUUUUCACUGAUGGCACCAACGUUGCUCGCCUUCUCCUCAUGUUCAUGGGCUCCCAGGAGCGUGUCUUGGUGCGCCGUUACUACUUCCACCGCCAUCUCGCCUGCGCUGGCCUGCUCCAGACCCACCCCUCCGACUUACCCUCCAGCUACGACCCCAGGGCCUCUGACACUGCAGCCUCCGCCUCUCAGGCAGCGCCGCAUGGUGCAGGGGGCGGAGGAGGAGGAGGAGAAGGAGGAGAUGGAGGAGGAGAAAACAUAUCAGGGAACAACGGAGCCUGGUCUGUAGGUACUGGUGAGGGCGAAGGGCGUGGCGCCAGACGGGGGACGGAUGUGGAGGAGGGAUGGGUGACACGCGGUGGGUUGCGCCGGCGGGGUGGAGGCAGAGGGGUGGAGGCAGAGGGGGCUGUGGGGAUGAGCUCGAUGACUUGGGCCGGGGAAACGGCUAGGAUUGAAGGGCAGCGCCUCCAAUUGGCGCUUGAGGCGCUUAGAGCACAGCAGCAGCAGCAGCCGCAGGAGGAGGAGCAGGAGGCGGCAGCUACAAGGCGCUCCUCCCUUGACCUGUUCACCUCAAGGCUAACUCGUGCUGCAUCUCUCAACCAAUCCGCGUUAAGAGCACACUCCCUACCACACGCCCCCGCAUUCUUGCCAUUCCUGGGGGGUCUGGAGCACAGGGCAAGGCAGAGGAGGAGCGGGAGGUUGAGCCGUGAAAGCAGUGUGACCGGCACAAGCCUUGGGGGGGAUCUGGAUUUCGCUGAUGCUGAUGGUUACGGGUUUGCUGAUGGUUACGCGGAUGCAAUGGUGGAUGAAUGGCUGACGGCAGCACAGCCAAGUGAACUCAGAUUCCUCGAGCUCAGGGCCCUGGAGACAUUAAGCUGGCUGGUACCCACAUUCCUCGCCACAUCGCUGCUCACCGCCUUCCUGCUGCUGCUGCUCAUCGUUAGCAUCUCUGCCUCCGCCAAGGCAAAUCUGCAGGCCAACAGCGUCAACAGCGUCUUCUUCUGUGCCUUCCAUGCUAUGUCGACGUUUUCCAACACAGGGGCGGCACUGCUGAACGAUAACCUAAUGGGGUUCGUGAGGGCCCCAGCUCUGGUCAUCGUCACGUCGGUCUUCAUUCUCAUUGGCAAUACCAUGUACCCGCCCACGCUGCGAGCCCUCCUGCUUCUGCUCCGGCACUUCUCACGAGGAGAGAAAAGGUUCGUCUACUCCUACCUUCUCGUGCACCCGCGCAAGUGCUACACGCACCUCUUCCCACCGCGCUCCACCGUGAUGCUCGGCGGGACCAAGGUACUGGCAGGAUAUUUCCAAUCUGUGAGCACACGCAACGCGGGAUUCAACGUAAUUGCCAUCGGCCUCCUGCGCCCCCCCAUGCUGCUGCUAUACCUGGGCAUGAUGUACGUGGCUGUGUAUCCUCUGUACCUGACGAGGCAGACAUCGAGGGAGCAGAGGGAGGUGUAUGACGAUGAGGAUAUCGGGGUGUUCUGGGAAGACCUGCAGGGGGGAGUGCUGGAUCACGGGGUGUUCACCCAGGGCAGAGGGCUGCUUCUGCGGGAUUCGGCGUUGCUCUUCAUAGCACUGCCGGUCAUAUGCCUUAUAGAGAGCGCCAACAUCACCAGCGACAUCGCCAACUUCAACAUUUUCAACAUUGCCUUUGAGCUCAUCAGUGGAUAUGGCAACGUGGGCCUUUCCUUGGGCUACACCUGUCCGCCUGAAGCUGGUCCUGACUGUGUCACUCCUCCGUAUAGCUUCUCUGAACUUCAGAAUGGCUCCUCUGCUGCAACCUCGGAUCUGCCAGGUUGCAAGGUUAAGAAGGGCCCUGUCUGUCCUUGGUCCAAGCUGGUUCUCGUGCUGGUGAUGCUGCUGGGCCGGCACAGAGGUCUGCCUGACAACAUCGACGCUGCCAUCUCCAUCCCCAACCGCAACCAGUUCAUUCCCGAACCUGCACUGCCUGCUGCACCGCCUGCUGCAUCUCUUGUAUCUGCUGCCCCUGCUGCCACUGCUGUAGCUGUUGCACCUGGUGCUGGUGAUGGUGCUGGUGCUGGUGCUGGUGCUGGUGCUGGUGCUGGUGAUGCUGCUGGGCCGCCACAGAGGCCUGCCUGA